ACUCCUUUAGAUCGUUCGUGUUGCUUUGAAUAUCGAAUGUCUGUCGUAUUAGUGUAUACGUAUGCAGCUCUAAGCUUGAGAUAUUUAUUAUUUUAGUUACACAAUUUCUUGAAAGUAAAUUAAAAAUGUUUAGUGGAAAAUGUACGAGCAAAGCAAGACUGGAUAAUAAAAUUGCCAUCAUAACUGGAUCAAAUACUGGCAUUGGAAAAAUCACGGCAAAAGAAUUUUAUAGAAUCGGAGCAAAAGUUAUUAUGGCGUGUAGAGAUACCAAAAAAGCCGAGCAAGCCAUAUCAGAUAUUGUUGCUGAAGUAAAAGGAGAAAACUUAGGAAAAUUGGUUGUGGAAGAACUUAAUCUUGCUUCAUUUAAAUCCAUUAAACAAUGUGCGAAAAAUAUCUUGCAAAAAGAAGACAAAAUACAUCUUCUUGUUAAUAAUGCUGGAGUAAUGCUUUGUCCACAAAGUAAAACCGAGGAUGGUUUUGAAACACAAUUUGGAGUGAACCACUUAGGACAUUUUUUAUUCACGUCACUAUUAUUACCAAGAAUUCGAAGUUCAGCACCCGCUAAAAUCAUAAAUGUAUCUUCGCGUGCUCAUUUGAAAGGAACAAUCAAUUUUGAUGAUUUAAAUUUUGAUAAAAACUAUUCUUCUUUGACUGCAUAUUGCCAAAGUAAACUGGCUAAUGUUUUAUUUUCACUAGAACUAUCUUUGAGACUUAAAGAUACAGGAGUUAAUGUGUAUACUCUUCAUCCUGGUAUCGUAAAAACUGAAUUAGGUAGGACAGUAGACCAAGUUUACUUCCCUGGCACUAGGUUUCUUUUAGGACUGGUUUUGUAUCCUUUUAUUAAAACUCCAGAACAAGGUGCUCAGACUACAUUACAUUGUGCGAUAGAUGAAAAAGCCGGCCAAGAAACAGGUCUUUACUACAGCGAUUGUAAGGUAAAAGAACCAUCUGCUAUGGCAAAAGAUAAUGAACUAUCAAUGAAACUAUGGGAUAAAAGUAUCGAGUUGGUUGGACUAACAGGAUACGAUAUGUUCAAUUCACCUGGAGACGUUAUUCCAGAACCAUUAAAGAAUGUUUAAACAGAAUUUAUAUUUAUUUAAAAUGAAGUAUUAAAGUGUCCUAUAUUUUCGUAUUUUCACAAAUAAUAUUAUUUAUUUUAUUGAUUCCUAAUUUAAUUUAUUAACUAUUUAACUUUUUUUUAUAAAAUUUGUGAUUUUUUAUAUUUUUA
Molecule: messenger RNA, 1228 nt
Organism: Daktulosphaira vitifoliae (grape phylloxera)
Lineage: Eukaryota; Metazoa; Arthropoda; Insecta; Hemiptera; Phylloxeridae
Product: retinol dehydrogenase 12-like
Exons: 6
Coding region: 126-1079 (317 amino acids)
Source: RefSeq, a predicted model, not a curated record